Molecule: messenger RNA, 1605 nt
Organism: Exophiala spinifera
Lineage: Eukaryota; Fungi; Ascomycota; Eurotiomycetes; Chaetothyriales; Herpotrichiellaceae
Exons: 1
Coding region: 1-1605 (534 amino acids)
Source: RefSeq, a predicted model, not a curated record
AUGAAGGUUGAAUUCGAAAACACCUUGCGAAUCGUUGACGGAAGUGGCAGUACCUGUGCAAAUGCAAAUGAAAAUGCAAAUACAAAAACACAAAUCCAACCUUCGGCUACCACCCCUGUCUUCUACUCGUCGGAACCUAUAAAGUUCAGUCUAUGUCUUGAUGGCGACUCCGAGACCCGAGACCAGCAAACCCUCUGCCACACAGACACAAAACUAGUCCAUGUGCGACUCACCGGGACUGUGCAGCUUGUUAAAUUCGAACCUUCUGCUCAAUCUGGCUUGUUUGAGUACAGGUCACGCAUUGUCUCUUCGGACACCAUUGUUGACGUUCGCCAUAACUACGACGAUGCUAAGCUCAGUACAGAUCCCUCAGAUACCAGUACGGCAAGAGUCAGAGUCACCUUUGAUCCCUUCUCUUCAAGUCACGGUGUGAUCAACGACCCGUCUCAGAUCCCUUCGUCGCUUGUGGUCAUGGGCCGAAACGCAUACGCAGCCACGGCAAGAGCAGAGACAGUCACAGCGGCGGGUGCAUCUCCACGAAUCAUGAAGCUGAGUGUGAAAUAUUUGCUGGAAGUACAGACUCUCGAUAGCGGUGGUGGCGGCGCAAGAACAUUCCGUCGAGAAAUACAACUUUUGGGAAGCGGACUGAGUGAACAACGUGCCAGGGAGGAGACUGCCAUGUUACAAACCCAGUCUCUCCAUGGUCGGUGCAAGACUGUGUCGUUAACCCCUACCAUGUCUCUGAGGACCAUGUCACUGAAAGCAGUGGCGAUCCCGUUUCUGCGCACGCCAGUCCCUGCGGCCACUUGGAAUAUUCUCAAUAUCAACAUUGUGGAUUACGAUCCGCUCAUAAUCCAAUGUUAUGCCGACGUCGCGUGUAUCAAGGUGUCUUGGAAAUUGAGACUCGGCAGUUCGAAUACAACUACAACUGCGAGUGCGAAUCCGAGUAUGACUACCAGUUUGAGCAAGGGCAUUGUGUGCAGCAGUGGCGCCAGCGGCAUGCCGUAUACAGAUGAUGGCCAGGUCAUGCCGAAGCUCAAAGUCAAAGUACAGUGGACGUUAGCAUCUAGUACGGAAUAUCAUCCUCAAUGUCCUCGGCCUCAAAUGCCUUCCGAAUCCAGGUCGACGUCGGCGCCAUCUCCGGCCCCGGCUUCGGCGUCUCAAAUACAUGACCAAUGUGUUUUGUGUCCGUCGGAUUCGGAACUGUUGGUCACGCAAUGGCGAAGGCGAAACUGUACCACCGACUCUACUGAUCCUGACUACGCACCGCUCCGACAGGUCAGCGUUGAUAACGGUGACGAUGUAGAGAGUAUGACAACGGCAUAUUUCUCAUUAUACGCCGAGGAGGAAAGCCAAGUCUCUUUCCCCCUACCUCGGCAGCAGUGCCUCACCCCCACGUUUUACACAGACUUGAUGCAACAUACCUACUCUGUCAGGGCGAAGGUGACGUGCUCUUUGAGCUUGGACAGGAGGAGCGCAAUCCUGGGUCCUCGAACCAAAGAAAUCCAGUUUGAGUUGCCCAUUACAGUGGCAUAUGCUGCGCCGAGUUAUGAGAGUGAUGAGCCGCCUCCUGUUUAUGAUGGUACUCUAACGGAAGUUGAAUAA